CCUGGAGAAGAUUUGUCGGCGUGACCUGACCGACAAGCUGUUCGCUGAUCGUGCUGUUGACACCAGUACAGAGAGAACUGCGCUAACCCACCGUCCUUCUGAUCCAGACACUGAGCAAACUGUGCCUAAGCAGCUGAUGUCAGAAGACACCCCAUGCUCUGCACGUUCUGAAAAACAAAAGUGCCUCCCAAGGUUGCUUAAGACUCUUAAAGAGCGUCUCACAGUCAGGCGGAGAGCUGUCAUUGGUAUCCAUUGAAACAAUGUGAUGUCGAAAACAUAGGCUCCCAUGCAUCGGACCAAUCAUCCCCUCAUAAUGUCCACGCCUUGUCGCGGUGUGAGGGCUUGCGUGCCUCCGUGACCCCGAGAGCUAUGCCAGCGGGCAGUUUCACCCAUGCUGGACAGGUCAAGGGGUAGAGGCCAGACUAAAUGUGGACAACCUCCCAUUGAGCUAAAAAAAAAGGUUAGCCGGGUAUAAUUCACAGGCCAGGGGUAGAUUCCAGUCUGCUACACCUGGUAUCAAAGUCAUCAGUGCUAUAGUCUUGUUCAGUUUUGUGCUCGUAAAAUUGACAAGGAUAUUACCCAGGCUAAACUGUUACCUACUGUUCUCAGAAGUUUGUCUGAGCUACAUUCAGAAAACAGUAGUUAUGGUGUUAACAAUUUGAAUUUAACAAUUUCUGGAAAGGAACAUUUUUUUGUAAGUUGUAUCCCAGAACUUGGUCCUAAUGUCUGCAGCAACUUUGGAAUAAAGUUGACUGCAUAAGAUAUUUGUGUGUUCUUUGUGUAACAGAAAUUUUCUUUGCACAAAACAGCCAAUAAAAUUUGUUCAUGAACCACAGCAAACAGAUGAUUGGGGGGGGGCUACUUAUGAAAUGUGACAGUCUGUCAAAACAUGCUUCUCAGCCAACGGAUGGUAAAAUAUUACAAAGUAAACAGAUAUGGUAUUUCAAAAGGCAUUGUCGGCCAUAUUUACUGGUUCGCGAUAGUAUCUACCAGGAAACCAGACUACAAAAUGAUAGUACAUAUACAAGGACAUGCGAUCAUACUUCCCUCCUGAUAAGAGGACGAUGAUGAAAUAUUUAUUGUUUAUUAUGUGAUAAACUGAUGCUAUACAUACGUGUUUCUUAACGUACGUGAAAAAUUAGUUGCGAGAGUAAAAGGCAUGGAAGAGUAACUUAUGAAUUGAUGACGUUAAACGGUCGGCAGGUAGCCUGUGUUUGUUUGCAUUUUUUCAUGUCUUACGUGUGGGAUGAAAGACAAAGAUUAAACCUCAUUUUUUACCAAAAUCAAGUGGUAUUUAAAGUUACUAAGGCUAUAAGAUGUCAAACAAGUAUCCAGAAACACAUUGCAAAAGUAAUUUUCAAGUUCAACCAACUAUCUCUGAACGCCCUGUUGAAGUUUGUCCAAUGGUUGUUCGCAAUGCACCUGGCUGUAAUUUAUCUGGAGGGUCGGGAGGGGGGGGGGGGGUAAUGCUGUAUAAUGCAACUGCCCCCUUGUCCAAGUUCAAUAUCAAGUGGUUGAUACAAUUGCGUUUUGGUCUUCAAUGUGUAAUUACGUCUAAGCAUAGAACAGAAUCGAACAACAGAUAAAUUAGUCCAAUUUUGGUACCAUAUAUAUAUGUGGUCACGAACAGGUGUAAUCAAAGAGGCAAUGACGUCAAACGGUCGCUCAGGUAACGUCGUCAGGAGAAUGACAAGUGUUUACCUUUUUAAGAAACCCGAGACAGACCUUCGCCAUUUUGGUCUGUCACCCAACGUUCGGACCUGCUCUCAUAUCGAAGGUUACAAAAUGGAAGGGACAGAUCUGACACAGGAGCUCCAAACUGUGGCAGACUACAUCGGAAAAGACUGGAAACGCCUUCUCCGCCGACUUGGCAUGAAAGACAACGACCUUGACCUGAUCCACCACGACUACAUGGAUGCUGGCCUUGUCGAGAUGGUCUACCAGGGUCUCCGCAAGUGGACCCAGCAGGACGGAGAGAGGGCGACUCUGCAGAAGCUGCUAGCCGGUCUGGAGAUGAUUCGUCGCCGUGACCUGGUCAACAUGCUGUCCGCUGGCGCCGAUGCAAGCCCAAGUGUGCUCAGCCAGAUUCGUCAUGAUCUGCCUGAGCACACUGUGCCAAAGCAGCCGAUGUCAGCGGGCAUCCCAUGCUCUGCACGCUUCAAGAAACGCAAGCAUCUUCCAGGGUUCCUGAAGACCCUGGUCAAGUCGACCUAAACGCCCGGGCAGAAUGUGGUUCCUGUGGUUCCUAACAUCGACGAGCCGACAGGACAGCGCGAAGCCUCCCAACGUCAAGGACUCAGAGUCAAAGACUUGACGAUGCGCCUAUCGUGAAGAUAGCGCAAGGCCUACAGUGAUGCGCCGAUGGGAUAACGUAAGGCCUACAGUGAUGCGCUCUCGAUAUCGGGCCAUGAUACCUACUAAAAUGCCUACUUUAAUGCACCCACGGGGUAUAUGCAACGCAAGGCCUAAAAUAAUACACCCACGGGGUAGCGCACUUGGCCUAAAUUAUGCGCCCAUGGGAAACGCAAGACCUUAAUUGAUGCGCUUAUCGCGAAGAUAGCGCAAGGUCUACAUGUAAUGACGCGCCCAUUGGGAAACGCAAGGCCGCUGCACCCACGGGAUAACCUUGGUAAAGGCCUACACUAUGAUGAAUCCACGGGGUGGCGCAUUUAGGCUUAUACUGACGAUUCGUGCCCACACUGUACAAGUGUACACAGCGCAGGCCUACAUGUAACGGUUCAAUGAAAUUACAUGUUCAUGUAUGAUACGCCCACUUAGUUAGCGCAAGGCCUACUAGUAGUACACUUAUUUUUACCUAACGUUGACUUGGUGAUGCGCCGGGAUGAUGCAAGGCCUAUUGGUAGUCUCUCUAGCAAGCUUCUCUGUUAAACUUUCUUUUGGCUUGUCUUGUGCUGUUUCCUGACAGUGCAUCUGAUGAAUCAGUUCUGUCUGUACCCGGUUUUUGACAAACACCCAGGCUAUAUAUUACUGUAACAUGCAUGUAGAAAACAGCACAUGAUAAGCAAAACAAGUCUGAAGAGGAGCCUGCUAUAGAGACUAACUUUUGGCACAUUGUUUUAGCAUAAGGCCCUCUUAAGAUUAGAUUCACGCGAUGACUAAAAACAAUGCCCCACUUCGCUUUGCUUACAGCUCUUCUGUAGUAUUUUCCCCUCUUAAAUGUCAUUCUAAAAUGGGUGUUAAGAGACAUCAUGUUGUUCUUCUUGUCUUGUGGUAUUUCUAUCAGCAGCAUUUACAAAUAUUAAAGGUUUGACGCUUUCGUUUUUCUACCAAACAAUGUUCCGUAUGGGGUCAGGUGGAAAUAUACAUUCAAAAGUUUAUUUUCUUCAAUUUUGGGUGAAAUUUGGAUAGGGUUGCACGAUUGACAAGGAGGGGUGACUCAGGACCCUAACACCAGUCUAGUGUAGCAGACAGAAUCUACCCCUGGCAUAAUUAUACCCGGGUAUAAUUCUGGCAAGGGUGGACUCUUGUCUCCUACUGUCUUCCACAUUCACCAGUUUUGCACUUCUGAAAUUGACGAAGAUAUUACCCUGGCUACACUUGAUACUGUAAACAGAAAAUGUCAACAGUUACGAUAAAAAAAAUCAAAUUUAAGUAGAGUCCAUUCCAAGUCACCAUGAGGGAUUUUAGGUGAUAUUUGUAAUAAGUCUGAAUUAUUUUGAAUAAA
This is a messenger RNA of Branchiostoma floridae (Florida lancelet), 3685 nucleotides long. RefSeq lists its product as uncharacterized. Bases 1615 to 2214 code for a protein of 199 amino acids. The record is from RefSeq and is a predicted model, not a curated record. Gene Ontology annotation, molecular function: protein binding. Gene Ontology annotation, biological process: signal transduction. The transcript has 2 exons. Lineage: Eukaryota; Metazoa; Chordata; Leptocardii; Amphioxiformes; Branchiostomatidae.